Rotaria socialis is the source of this 2229-nucleotide messenger RNA. NCBI's taxonomy places the organism in Eukaryota, Metazoa, Rotifera, Eurotatoria, Philodinida, Philodinidae. The record is from the annotation of a GenBank genome assembly.
AUGAUGAAUCGUUAUGUUAUCGAAAUUCCAUUAUUUUUUAAUUUUCGUUUUCCAUGUGCAACAACUGAAUAUGGAAUUAUUCGUCAAAGUCGUGAUACUACAAUGAAACGUAGCCUAGACGAUGAAAGAAUUCAAAGCGAUGAAUUAGCAAAUCAAGCAAUGAAACAAUUAACUGAUAAAAGUAUCUAUAAGGAAAAUAUCAAACUUAUUUUCAAUAAUUCAGAUUUAUUCACACAUUAUUAUCAUGAUCAAGUUGCACUCGCUCACGAUGAAGCGAAAGUUUAUCAAUUGCCAACUUCAUUUGUUCAACGUUUGCUCACAUUAAAUCCAACUCGAUCAAUAACAAAUCAACUUCAACAUCUUCUUAUUGAUCAUGUAGAAUUAUUCGAAAUCUUGAGAAUUUUUGAAAUCAGCAUGCAGCUUGUAGGCGAAGAAACUGUUAUAAAUGCUUUCAAUAAGCAAUCAAUUCAAAAUUAUACCUCCGAUCAUCUUGUUUCAUCAACAAUUAUUAGUCGUAUCGAUAAUAUUGAACAGUUGAUAAAUUGUUACAAUCGUGUUAUACAAACUGAACACGCUAGCAAUUUUUUUGAGAAUGCGUGUAGUCUCGGUGGAUUCAAUGCGGCAUUUGAGAAUUGUAAUGCUAUUCAUGAAUUUAUCGAAUACUUACGUAAUCUGUUCGUCGAUAGCGAAUCAACUACAGAUAAUGUUCUUCCGCAUCGACAGCGAACAUUACUUGAACUUGAAAUGGAGUUUCUUAAAACUUGGCUACCAGAUAACAGUGAGCAAUAUCCUGAAGUACUAGCAUUGUUUAGUAAACCGAAAAAUGAUUUGUGGCAAUAUUCAGCCAAGAUUUUGUCAUUCAUUGAUCAAGAAGUGGAAUUAUUUUCAACGGUCUUAUCAAAAAAUGGACAACUUGAAGAUCCCGAUAAGAUCGAGUUACUUGAUGAAUGCUUGAAUAAUAUCAAUGGUGAUACAUACAAAAUCGAACGAUUGCUAGUGAAUCGUAUUCAUAUGCAAUUGAUGCUUCGUGCAAGCGAACAAGGUACACCCGAACAAAUUCUCACGGACAAUUACACACAAUUUGAGGAGAAUGUACGACAACUUCAAGAUGAACAAUCCAAUCACAGUUCCAUAUCAAUCAGUCUGAUUGCUUGGAUUAAAUAUUAUAUUGAAUUAUAUGCAGUUGCUUUAAAAAAUCAGUGUUCGGAGGCGAUUAUGGGUACGAUUGAUCAAUUUCUAACUCGAGACGAAUUACCUCUCUCUUUAACACUCAAACUAUUUGUAAUCAAGCAAAUCUGUGAACUAUCAAGUGUUAAAUUUGAUGCGUUUUGUGAGAAGUUUUCCAAUAGUGCUGUUGUCUGGCUUCGAACAAUCCUUGAAAAGCCGCAAGAUCAACAAUCUAAUCAAGCACAACACAAUCUUAUUUUACCAACACCACUCUUUGUAGGUGAAGACGAAUUCAAACGUAUCAGCGAUAUACUUUCAUAUAGCAAUGAUAUUGAACAUUUGCGACAAUUGAUUACAAAUUGUACAACUAAUCAAACUUCAUCAUACUGUUUUCUUGUCUGGUUUAUUCAUUAUUAUUUGCGUUUUUACACGAAAAAUGCCACAUCGAUAGAUGAAAAAUGGGUUCGAUUAUUUACACAUGAACUAAAUCAGCAUAUCUGUAAAUGUUUCGAUGUAAUUAGUUCCAAACUACUUAUUUCUUUGUGUAAGAACUUUAGUAAUACUUCGUACUUUCGACUUCAACCGAACAUGGAUAUCAAAGAAGUCCAUCAACGUUUAGUUGUUUUAAACAUUGCUGUUUAUCUUCUCUCGUGUAAAUCACUCAAUUAUAUUACAUACGUUGGAUCUUUACUUUUCGAUGACAAACGUCAGAUGCCAAAUAACUAUACAGAACGUCUUCAAUCAUCUAUAUGUUUGCCUGGUCUUCUCUCUAGCGAUAUUGCUAUUACAAAGAUGCUUUAUGUGAGGACCCAAGUGAAAGAACGUUUGGAUAGAAGUGAAAUUGUUCCAGACGCAAUGUUCAUUUAUAAAUGCUCAGACGCUUGCCCCUAUAUGUUUCAUUUCGAAGGAUGCGGUCGCCCAUACGAGCUAAUCAAAUGCCCUAUGUGUAAAACGGAUAUUGGUGCAACGAGCUACAAUAAACCCAUUAUUCGUAUUCCACCCCAUACUCAAAUGCCCAUCGAAGCAGGUUUUCAGUUCAUUGCUGAUUAUAUCAAGACGUAG